UUGUAAAAGAGCGCUGUGAAUAUUAUUACUAUGGGAUAGAAAACUUUUCCACUCCCCCUCCUCAUAUUUGCCCUGAAAAGAUCCCUGUCUAUGCCAAUCUGCCUUUCUCCAAUGUAAAUGAAGAGAGAGCUGCUUUGCAUAGGAUGGGAUGGGAGAAGACAGUGUGCCUGCAGGCAGCUAAGCUCUCCUCCUCCCUAAUAGCACCAGAGGUCGCUCUGAUUCCCUUAAAGACAGUUCACACAUCUUUUCCUCCUCAUACCUCCCUUAUCGUUCGCAUCUGAGCAGAGUUGCACAAGUGCCUGGAGGAGAGUCGCACAUUAUACCCAUAUGAAGUAGCAUGAAGAAAGGAGCCCUGGAGCUACAUAUCUGCAUUAUAGACUGUGGACAAGGGAUACGUGGCUCUGCACCCAAGACAAGCUCCAUCAUCACCACUCAGUGUUCAGGUGCCAAGUUGGACAGGACUGAGGUGCCAAAGUGGGCAACAGGUGCAAUUCCCUAACGUGUAUUUUGGGAGACCCUGUACUAGAGGGACUUGCACCAGGAAAGUUUUUCUUUGUGUUCGGCACAAAAUAAACUGCCACCAUUACUUCCAAAAGUGAAGAGGACUUUCUAGCCCUGGCAGCGUCCAGGCUGAGUCGCAGGAAACGAGUGAUUGGUGCAGCCAUAGGGGUGGCCAUGGUACUGAUCCUGCUUGUUGCAAUCCCUUUGCUGGUUAGUAGCUCUAAGAGCAGCACCCACUAUGAGAUGCUGGGCAGCUGCAAGAUGGUGUGUGACCCUUACACCCCUCAAACCCAUGGGGCAGAUUCCAGCCAAGAAUUAAUCCUAAUUUCACCACCACCCAACCUUCAGGUAGGUAAGGGGGACCAGGGCAAGAAAGGCAAAUCAGGAAUCAGAGGACUUCCAGGGCCACCUGGGCCACCAGGACCUAGAGGACCACCAGGAGAACCAGGCAGACCUGGGCCCCCAGGCCCACCAGGUCCUGGGCCAGGAGGAUACGUCUCUUCCUAUUACAGCCCCAAGAUUGCCUUCUAUGCUGGGCUAAGGAAGCCUCACGAGGGCUAUGAGGUGUUACGAUUUGACGAUGUUGUGACCAAUGUUGGAAACUAUUACGAGCCAUCAACUGGCAAAUUCACCUGCCCACUGCCUGGGAUCUACUUCUUUGCCUACCACGUGCUCAUGAGAGGAGGGGAUGGGACCAGCAUGUGGGCAGAUCUCAUGAAAAACUCACAGGUACGGGCCAGUGCUAUUGCUCAAGAUGCAGAUCAGAACUACGACUAUGCCAGCAACAGUGUCAUCCUGCACCUAGAUGUUGGGGACGAGGUCUAUGUUAAAUUGGAUGGGGGCAAAGUUCAUGGCGGUAACACUAACAAAUACAGCACCUUCUCUGGUUUCAUCAUCUACCCUGACUGAAAGGGCAGGUGAACUUACAGCAAGUGCUCCAUAAUCCCUACCCUGCCAGAGACUUGCAGAGCAUUGCUCCAGUAAACACAUGCCCUUGAUCCAUUGCCCUCUUACCUCACGGGACACUGCAGGACAUAUCUUCAUUAUCCCCUUCUGUGUUAGGAAUAGCCAGCAUGCUGAUGCUGGCAGUUCCUCUGGCAUACAGGAGAUUUACAAAACUCUCAUUACAGUGUGAUCUAAUGCAGGACCUUUCAGAAUAAAGGAGUUUAAAGUCAGGGUUCCUCUGAUGCACAGAAGCUUCUCAUGUUCAUUGUUUAUUGGCUAUUUCAUUUGGGAGAUGAUGGAUACUCAAUGUGACACUGGGGUGUUGGGAGAGCAUUGUAGUAUGAGGAACUAUGAGGGGAAAAGGUACAUAUGAAAAAGGUGAUCUGUCUGCAUGUGUGUAAUUCAUUGUGUGUGCGUGUGUGUAUGUCUGCGUGUGUGUGAUUGCUAGUACAUGGUAACAGAAACCACAGCCUCGCUACUAUAGCAACCUGUAGGAAUCACACAAAAUCUUGGAAACCCCCUCCUCGAAGAAUGCUGUGUAUUGGAUUUAGAGUCUACAGUUUGGAAUGUGAUUGAUGACGUUUUUAAAUUAAGAUUAGGACUGUGGACAACUUAUUCCAAAAUGGUGACUAUACAGUAAGCAUCACAUUGUAUCACACAGCUACUGUAGAAUACUCGUUCAGAGCCACCUCUUCAAAGGUUCGUCAAAUGACAAAUCCCACACUCGCUUGAAUGACAUUGCCUUGGUUUUUUGUGGACAUGUCAAUCACAUCUUCAUAUUUUAUACUUGCAAAAACCUCAACAGUGCUGCAAUCAAAGCCAAACCCAAUCACAUCUUGAAACUCGGAACAAGCAGGGUAGCCACAUUACACCUAACCAUGUUUAUUGGCUUGUUUUUGAGAGGCGGCCAUCUUGUAUCCUGCAAUGCACCCUGUGCUAUGCUCAUGGUCAUUUUAUUGCUCCAAACAAUACAAAUUAUUAAAAGUCCGGUGGUCUUUAUUAUAUGACCAAUAUAGAUUAUCUGCUUCAAAAUAUAAAAAAAUAUUGAAAACCAAAGCAAAAAGUUAAGCAGCCUUGCUAAAAUACCAUAGCAAAAGUAAUUUCCUCACACACAUCUGCCCUAGUGACUUCAGCAGUAUGUACAUUUUAAAGCACAACAGGGAAAAAAAACAAUAUGAUUUGGUAUUAAGCUUUGCACCGCAGGGUAUUCCACAAAUGAACAGCUUGUGGGUCUGCUUAUAUGUUUGCGUGUAUGGUAGCAGGAAGCUGUAUGUGCGUCACUUCCACUGCCAAGAGGGAGAAGGCGCAUGUGGAACCAAUGCGAUCCUAAUGUUAUAGCCCUAUACUAUAGUGCCCGGGUCUGUGCAUGCUGCUGAGUUGAGCUUUCACCUCUACGUCUCAUGUCUCUUUGUUGUGCAGUGUGAACUAUUGGAGUGUUUUGUACAACUGAUAAUAAAACUUGUGUUACCAGAAAA
This is a messenger RNA of Xenopus laevis (African clawed frog), 2921 nucleotides long. RefSeq names its product complement component 1, q subcomponent-like 4 L homeolog (gene c1ql4.L). The coding region runs from base 676 to 1410 and encodes 244 amino acids. Lineage: Eukaryota; Metazoa; Chordata; Amphibia; Anura; Pipidae. The record is from RefSeq and is a predicted model, not a curated record. Gene Ontology annotation, cellular component: extracellular region. The transcript is spliced from 2 exons.